CGGUGGCUCAUGUGGCGCCGGAGGAAGAGCAACUGGCAGUGAACACCGGUGACUUGAUGCACCUCUGGCGGCUUGUCGAGGAGAAGGAUGGUGGCCCGUCGUGGAUUCACAUGAUGGACCACACUCUGCCGACCAUGAGAUACCAGGCUUGGCGGAGAGACCCACCAAAUGGUCCACCGCAGUACCGCAGUAGCACUAUCUUUGAGGAUGCCUCGCCAGAGGUUGUGAGGGAUUUCUUCUGGGAUGACGAGUUCCGGAUUAAGAACAGCUGGGAUGACAUGCUUCUUCAGCACGAGACACUGGAGGAGUGCAAAAAGACUGGAACCAUGGUUGUCCGCUGGGUCAGGAAGUUCCCAUUCUUCUGCAGUGACAGGGAAUACAUCAUCGGUCGCAGGAUAUGGGCAUCUGGAAAGACGUUUUACUGUGUGACCAAGGGUGUGCCUCGUCCCUCUGUCCCAAGACAAAACAAACCUCGCCGCGUGGACUUGUACUACUCUAGCUGGUGCAUCCGUCCAGUUGAAUCAAGAAAUGGUGAUGGUGCGAUGACUGCAUGUGAGGUGCUCUUGUUCCAUCAUGAAGAUAUGGGGAUUCCGUGGGAAAUCGCAAAGCUCGGCGUCCGGCAGGGGAUGUGGGGCUGCGUCAAAAGGAUUGAGCCUGGCCUUCGGGCAUACCAAAUUGCAAGAACUGCCGGAGAGCCUAUUUCAAAAUGCGCUGCCAUGGCACAUGUCACCACCAAGUUUAAUGCUGAUCAGCUCGACACAGAAGACAAUACCAUGGCCAGUUCAUCCAACAACAAUACAGAGGUUGAGAAGCCAAAGCACUGGGCAAACAACAUACCCAAGGCUCUCAUGGUAGGUGGUGCCGUCGCCCUGGCUUGCACCUUUGACCGUGGAUUAUUAACCAAGGCUGUCAUAUUCGGCACAGCAAGAAGGUUUGCAGGGCCAGGAAGGCGGUAGUGGAUGAAGCUGAUCACUGUAGAGCAAUAAUGUGCUUAUCAUGUAGCGAAGCUAUGUGUGGAAGUGUCCUAUGAAAUCCUUUUUUUGUAGCAAUGCAUAGAGGAGGCCAGAGGACAGGACGCAAGUCAUGCCUUAUAUAGUUGUUCAAUCUAGAUCUCCUCAUGCUGCAGUUAGGCUAGUCUGCUGAUAUUAGGUCAGUUGAGAAAAUAGAUCAUGUGCAUUGCGCCAAGGAAAAGAAGAUCUAGCGUGACAAAGAAGUAUCUGUAAGCAGACUAGGGCAUACUUCUGUUGCUGCAGUUUCAGAGGCUUAGAGCCAGCUGGUUAGGUUAGAAUUAUAGCAUUAUGAGAUAGUGUGAAGAGUUGGGAAAGAAAACAGUUGUAUGGUGUACUAUGUACAAGGUUCAAUGGUUCAUUCAGAGGUGCUAUAAAAUACAGUGCUAUCUAUUUAGCAGUUGAUAACGAGAAUUCUCGCUUU
Molecule: messenger RNA, 1431 nt
Organism: Setaria italica (foxtail millet)
Lineage: Eukaryota; Viridiplantae; Streptophyta; Magnoliopsida; Poales; Poaceae
Molecular function (GO): lipid binding
Source: RefSeq, a predicted model, not a curated record